CUAAGGUAAGCAAAGAUGCGUUUAGCGCCAUGCAAGCCACUUCAGGCCCCACGUUCCUUAAAGUCAACCUAGGUAACCUUCCUGCCUGUGUGGGUGCGUCAUCCCAGCACCAGAAUCGAACCCCGCGGAACCAACCUAACACCGACCUCCGUCUUUACACCCAAAAAAUUUCGGCAAAGCGCGGUCGCAAAACACGACAGCCAACCUCAAAGCCAAGACGUUUGCGACAUCAAUUCGACCAACAGCAACGUCGUGAGCUCAAAGUCUUUGCUCUAACCACCGAUUGAUCGCUACGAUACUAUUUUAAUAAAAGAGACUGCGCAUGCAAUCGGCGCCUAUCCCAGGACCAACAGCCGACCGCCUGAGGAAAAUCAGUCAUCGCAAGCUUCCAUGCGCCAAACCCCACGAUAGCUUCAUCGAAAAUCCUCACAAACCACCCAAAAUGGUCUACGACCUCAACAUUCCGUGGUCCCCAACCACAUCUCCCGCCGAACUCGCCCGCACAGUCUCCUUCGCAUCCUCCCUAGGCUACACAGUUCUCGCUUUCAACCACACAAUAACGCCCCCGAUCCCCUCUCAAAUCACGAACCCUCUACCAAAGUUCCCAUCACAGUCAACAACAGCAACACCACCAACGGGGACUCCAUCACAACCCUCCCAACAACAAAACAAACAACAACCAACAAUCCUCCACCGCGCAACAGUAACCCUCUCAGACCCCUCCCAAAACUACCGCCUCCCAACCCUCGCCCUAGCCUACGACAUCCUCGCCGUCCGACCAACCACAGAAAAGGCAUUCCAAGCAGCCUGCCUCUCCAUGGCCGAGCCCUCCCUCAUCUCCCUCGAUCUGACGCAGCACUUCCCCUUCCACUUCCGCCCGAAACCCCUCAUGGCCGCCGUCGCCCGCGGCGUCAAGUUCGAAGUCUGCUACUCCCAGGUCCUCACGUCUUCGUCUUCCUCUUCCGCCUCUGGCGGGGGCGUCGGUCCCCCGCCCGACGCAAGAGCCCGCGCAACAUUCAUCUCAAACUUUGCGUCCCUCGUCCGCGCGACAAAGGGCCGCGGCAUCGUCGUCUCCAGCGAGGCGCGCGGCGCGCUGGGGUUGAGGGCGCCCAACGACGUUGUCAAUUUGCUCGCCGUGUGGGGUUUGGGCAGCGAAAGGGGCACCGAGGCGUUGGGGGUCAACCCGCGCGGCGUCGUGGUCAACGAGGGGAUCAAGAGGAGCGGGUUCCGGGGCGUCGUGAAUGUGCUCGAGGUCGGCGGGCGGGAGAACGAUGUGAAGAAGAAUCAGCAGCAGGGGCAGGGGCAGCAGCAGGGGAAGAAGGGCAAGAAGCAACAAGGCGGCGGCGCAGGCGGUGGUGGUGGUGGUGGUGACAAGGGCAAUGCGCAGAAGCGCAAGACGCCUGAUGAGGGUGGUGAUGGCGCGCAACCUACAAUUAGCAAGAGGCAGGCCAAGAAGUUAAGAUUAGCUCUUAAGGAACAGGAAAAGGAUGCCUCAUAGACGCUAAGGUGGAACAUGGAACGAAAGCUAAGAAGAACAGAUAAAAAGGGCUUGAGAAUGGCACAGGUAGAUAUUGGGUUGGACGGAAGUCAUUUACGCUUUGUGAUACCCCAUAGAAGAGAGCAACAUCGAACCUCUGUAUCGUGAAUCGAUACUUUUCACAAAUUUAGGACGUCGACGAUGGAUUCACCGAUGUAAAGGGCAGUCGUUCAUCCCUCACACAGCAUAAUAGACUUGCCCAUC
Messenger RNA from Colletotrichum acutatum, 1741 nucleotides. Its product is annotated as RNase P subunit p30-domain-containing protein. NCBI's taxonomy places the organism in Eukaryota, Fungi, Ascomycota, Sordariomycetes, Glomerellales, Glomerellaceae. The record is from RefSeq and is a predicted model, not a curated record. Gene Ontology annotation, cellular component: nucleolar ribonuclease P complex. The coding region runs from base 323 to 1498 and encodes 391 amino acids. Gene Ontology annotation, biological process: tRNA processing. Gene Ontology annotation, molecular function: RNA binding. The transcript has a single exon.